Messenger RNA from Necator americanus (New World hookworm), 291 nucleotides. RefSeq lists its product as uncharacterized. The transcript has 4 exons. Bases 1 to 291 code for a protein of 96 amino acids. The record is from RefSeq and is a predicted model, not a curated record. Lineage: Eukaryota; Metazoa; Nematoda; Chromadorea; Rhabditida; Ancylostomatidae.
AUGAAAGUUAUGGAAAAUGAAGCGAGCGAGGCGGUACCUUUAAUGCUAUGCUCAGUAACUUGCAGCGAGGAAGAGAAAUAUGAUUCGAGAUAUGAUUUCCUGUUGAAUGCUGUUGAACCACGACCUCAAAAAUCAAAGACCCCCGUAUACGUGGAUUCGGCUGGAAUUCCUCUAGAGAUGAAGAUAACUACGUUACUUCCUGCCUCUAUAAGACAACGUGAUGAGCGCAGACAACGUGGUUCACAUAAUUCUUCGAGCGCCGUCUCUGCUUUGCUGGCACUUCUCGAAUGA